AUGGACUGGAUUCAUGAUGCAUCGUUUUUCCCCAUGCAUAUGCGCACUACCAUGGACAAACAUGGGCACAUGUCUAUGGUAGCGGUACCGAUUGGAGCUCAAGGCCUCACGGAAGAUGACCUCUUACUUGAGGAGAUCGAUUCGGGAGAUGGCGAUAUGGAAGAUGAAGACAGUAAUAACGAAGAUUAUUAUGGUAAUGAAUAUCCGGAUCAAGACGAAUGGGACGCUCAAAGCGACAGUAGCAUUGAUUUCUAG
Molecule: messenger RNA, 255 nt
Organism: Malassezia globosa CBS 7966
Lineage: Eukaryota; Fungi; Basidiomycota; Malasseziomycetes; Malasseziales; Malasseziaceae
Exons: 1
Coding region: 1-255 (84 amino acids)
Source: RefSeq, a predicted model, not a curated record